AUGCAGACUGAAGCGUCGUCAUCACUGAGGCCGCCUGGAACCAGUGCUGAAGAAUAUAGUUCAGGAGGAACACUGAAGGCUUGCGACAAGACAUACAACCGAGCUGUACCGUUGACUACCCGGGUUGACGCCCGUACCGAACUUAAGGCACCGUCGCACAGAUCGACGGCAUCAAAUAGAAAAAUUAGAAAUGCGCGUGAAGACUUAUUGAAGAUUAAGUUGGAGCUAGCGCAAAUAGCACUUCAGAGGGCCGAGGAAGAAUCGGACGACGAUUAUAUGGACGAUAGAAAUUCCAAUGAAGAGUACAUCCGUUCCUGGUUGGAGGAAGCUCCGGAACCAGACCCGCAGGACGCCGCCGCUGAGGGAGGACAUAGACCACCAGGUACCCUGGACCUGCCCGAGCCCCCCCCCUCCGCGGUUAUAGUGAAUCCGGUCCUGCGUGGAAUAAGUACUGCUCCUGGAAGAGACGCCGCCGCCGAGGGAGGACAUAGACUGCCGGGUACCCUGGACAAACCAGAGCCCCCCCCCUCGAAGACCAUCGAUACUGAAGCCCUUCCAUCAAUGAAGAAACCAGUUGAAGACACUGCAGGGGGUGAAGGGCUCCGUCCGUUUAUCACGGAGCUCACCUCCGCCAUCGCAUCGCUAGCCGGCAAUAGAAGCGAAGAGAAACCGGUGUACCACAACCCUGCUGCAUCGAAAGUCAUCAUGACGCUGCCGAACUUUAGUGGAUUGCAUACAGAAUGGCUAUCGUUCCGCGCCAUCUAUGAGACAACGCGACCAUAUUUCAACGAUGUGGAAAAUACGGCGAGGCUAAGAAGAAGUCUGCGAGGAAGAGCGCUUGAUACAGUUAGUUCCGAGCUCAUCGGCAACGCCAGGCCAGAUGACAUCAUGAAGGAGUUGGAGCUUCAGUUUGGCCGCCCCGACUCAAUAGCGCAAGCGGAGACAGACAGACUGCGCGGGCUGCCACGCUGCGGAGAAGCACCGAAGGACAUCUGCACUUUCGCCAGCCGUGUACGAAGUGGCAUCGUCACACUGCGAGCGCUGAAAAAGGAACACUACCUCAUGAACGCCGAGCUUAUGCGCAUCCUCACAGAGAAGCUGCCGAACUCGCUACGUGUACAGUGGUACAAGACAUAUACUGAGAAGUACCAGUCGACGCCGGACUUGGGUCUCUUCAGCGACUUCAUCACCGAACAAGCUCGCUACUGCAGCGCGUUUGCACCGCCUGAAAACAUCAGUGAAGCUACUGGACUUAGACGUGUGACGCAGAGAACACACACCACUAUAGACAAGAAGCCCGCAUCGAAGUGCCGCAUCUGCGAGAUGGAUGGUCACCGAUCGCUAGACUGCCACAAGUUCGUGAAGGCUUCUGCGGACAAGAAGUGGGAACUAGCCAAGCAGCACAACCUGUGCUUCCGCUGCCUCCGCCAUCGUCAGCACGGACACAGAUGUCAGAAGAAGAGAUGUGGAAUCGAGGGCUGCACAGCAUCACACCAUCAUCUGCUUCACUACAAGAAGAAGGCGAGCGCUACUGAAGUUGCACAAGAAGCGCAAGAAAUAGUCGCAAGUUCACGCAACCACACAAAUCAAGCGUUCCUGAAAAUCGUUCCGGUGCAACUGUCCGGACCGGCGGGAGAAGUGCGCACCUACGCACUGCUGGAUGACGGCUCAACCGUGUCACUGAUUGACGAAGAGCUGGCAGACAUGAUCGGUGCAGAGGGACCAGUCGAGCCGAUGAAAAUAGGCGCCAUCAGCGACGUGACUAUCGACACGAAGAAGAUACCCUUCAGGGCGCGCACCAUACCACGCCUGCACCUGUCGCCGCAGUCAAUCAGCAAGGAUGACAUCGCUGACUGCAAGCACCUGUUCGACCUGGCAGAUCAGCUGACGUACAACGCAGGGACGCCGAAGAUUAUCAUCGGGCAAGACAACUGGCAUCUGCUCCUAGCAACAGACAUCAGAAGAGGGCCCCAGCAUCAGCCGAUAGCAUCGUUAACUCCCUUGGGCUGGGUGCUGCACGGUGCCCGCACUAGGAUUCUGGGACAGCAGGUGCACUACGUCAAUCAGCUGAACGGCGCCGAGGAAAGCAUAGACAAGCAACUUCGUGAAUACUUCGCACUCGAGUCACUCAUCAUCAACCCGUGCCGACCAGCUUCUGACCCGGAGAAGAGGGCGGAAGAUAUAUUACAACGCAGUAUAGUACAGCUGGAAGAUGGACGUCUUCAGACUGCGUUGCUAUGGAGGAGUGACGAGAUACAGAUGCCGGACAGCUACGCGACUGCGAUGAAUAGACUCGUAUCAAUUAGGGCUUUCAAUACCGGCAUUACGGGAUCCCCCCUAGUAUCAAUAGAGAAAAAACUCGACAAGAAUCCUGCUCUGAAGACUAGAUAUAUGGCGCAGAUGGAUUCACUAAUAGAAAAGGGCUACGCAGAGAAAGCGCCCCUUGAACGUACACCGGGAAGAACGUGGUACCUGCCGCACUUCGACGUCUUCAACCCUAUGAAACCGGAGAAGCUUCGUAUAGUUCACGACGCAGCAGCGAAGACAAGAGGGAUGUCACUGAACGACUACCUGCUCACGGGUCCGGACUUGCUGCAGUCGCUGCCCGGCGUGAUGAUGCGAUUCCGACGUCACCGCGUCGCCGUCUCCGGAGAUAUCACUGAAAUGUUUAUGCAGGUGAAAGUAAAGCCAGAAGACAGAGACGCUCUCCGAUAUCUGUGGCGAGGAGAGCGGCGGGAGGGGGCGCCGGAAGAGUACCGAAUGACGUCAAUAAUAUUCGGCGCAGCAAGUUCACCGUGUACAGCAAUAUUCGCUAAGAACUGGAAUGCUAAACGCCAUGCGAACGAACACCCAGAAGCAGUAGAAGCAAUAGUCAAGAAUCAUUACAUGGACGAUUACCUGGAUAGCUUCAGAAGUACAGAAGAGGCGACGCGCACAAUCAAGAUAGUACAAGAAAUACAUAGUAAAGCGCGCUUCGACCUAACGAAAUGGGUAUCCAACAGCGAAGAAGUGCUGCGUGAAUUGGUACCGGGCCAAGAAACAACACAGAUUGUUAAUCUUGGAAAUAUAGAAAACAGAGAAAGUACUCGGCGUGAUAUGGAAGCCGCACACGGACGAGCUGAGCUUCAACUUAAAACUCGCGCGCCUACCUACUGGCCUGCUCGACAAGGAAACGCCCACCAAGAGAGGCGCUCAAGAUAG
This is a messenger RNA of Helicoverpa armigera (cotton bollworm), 3201 nucleotides long. RefSeq lists its product as uncharacterized. The coding region runs from base 1 to 3201 and encodes 1066 amino acids. The record is from RefSeq and is a predicted model, not a curated record. Lineage: Eukaryota; Metazoa; Arthropoda; Insecta; Lepidoptera; Noctuidae. The transcript is spliced from 3 exons.